GUGGUCGUGAUCAGUAUAACCAUCAACAUCACCGUCUCUGCGAGACACGGUAUGUUACAGACGCAGUCACUUUCUCUCUCUAACUCCACAGCUCUCUUCCACUCUCUCUGUUUUCAUACUCUUAAACCACAAAGAAAACCAACCAAUUCUGAGGAGAGAGAGAGUGAGAUAUGGUGAGGAAAUGCAGAGGAGUAGCAGAGAUUGCAGUAAUGGAGGUCGACUUAAGGACUACCAGACCUCCACCUGACUUGGAUGAUGUACCACCUUCCGCCAACAAGAGGAAGAUCGCAGCCGAAACAAACUUUGAGUUCUCGACAACGACAACCUCGUUUGUCAAGCUCCGGAGCCGGCGACGCCGCGUUGUUUUGCCGGAGAAUUCGGUCCCUGCACCGCCGGCGGAGAAUACGCUUCUGCUACCGGGUACAACGUCGACGAAGGAGAAAAGCUCUAUUAGCCCGACCUCCGAUGAUGAUGCGUCCACUUUUGCCUGCUCAAGUAACGGCUGCAGCGAGAUUGUUGAAGAGAGCAAGUUCGUAGAUCUGGAGGAUGAGAAAGAUGAACACGGAUUCGCGUACAAAUCUAGCCGAGAAAGGAGGGAGACGACUCCGUCUAGCCAAUUCCGUCCAACACAGUCCGGCGAUAUGGAGUCUCCGGCAGGGAAAAGCGAGGCAACUUCUUCCGGUAAUAGAUCUUUGUCUUCGGUGAAGAUGCCAGCAGAAUCGGAGCUGGAAGCAUUCUUCAUCGCCGCUGAGAAAAACAUACAGAAACGUUUCACUGAGAAGUAUAAUUACGAUAUUAUUGAGGAUGUUCCCUUGGAAGGACGUUACGAAUGGGUUCGAUUAAAUAUUUGAUGUACCUUCUUUGUAAACUUCCCUCUCCUUCUCUUCUUUUUCCUGCUAAUUCUGUACAGUUAGCGUUCUGAUCUCUAUCAUCUUGUAAGAGUAGAAAACUAAGUUAAUUUAUUCUUGGUACGGUUCUUCAUAGAAAAAGAAAUUGUAAAUUCCUUAGAAUUAGGAAGAACUGAACAAAGAAAAUUCUUAUUCGCGAAGAUGAUGAGCGAGCAUCUAAAGUUCGCCAGUUUGCAAUUCAGGGUUUCAGUUCUUCAUUCUGGUACGAUUCCCAGCCUGAAAAUUCGUCCUCAUCUUUUUUGUUUUUCUAUUUGAAAUUUAAAUUUUAGUUAUAUUUGUCCUUUUGUUUA
Messenger RNA from Cucurbita pepo subsp. pepo (vegetable marrow), 1198 nucleotides. RefSeq lists its product as uncharacterized. Gene Ontology annotation, cellular component: nucleus. The record is from RefSeq and is a predicted model, not a curated record. Gene Ontology annotation, molecular function: cyclin-dependent protein serine/threonine kinase inhibitor activity. Gene Ontology annotation, biological process: negative regulation of cyclin-dependent protein serine/threonine kinase activity. NCBI's taxonomy places the organism in Eukaryota, Viridiplantae, Streptophyta, Magnoliopsida, Cucurbitales, Cucurbitaceae.